AUGGCAUCAGCAACCGGUAUUCCGCAGGCAAAUCCCGCCUUGCAAGAGGAGGAACCCCUCUUGGGUCGUCCAGGAGAUGUCACACAACGGCCAGGACAAGGGUUGCAGUUCAAUCUCAUCAUAGGAACCGCCAUCCUCGCACAGGCAGGCAUAUUCAUCCUCACGGCCCUCGUGUGGGCCGCGGUAUUCGAAGCCGACUUCAUCUUCUUCUCCUACCACCCCUUGUUGAAUUCCCUGGCCGUUCUCCUUCUGGUACAAGGCACACUGGUCCUGCAACCAACGGCACUUCCAAAAGACAAAAUCAAUGGAGCAUAUGUACACUCAAUGUUCAACUCACUGGCUGUCGCAGCACUGAUUGCUGGCUUGGUUAUCAUCGAAAUGAACAAGGCGUCACACCCCGAGACUCGGUUUCAGAGCGUACACGGCAAAAUGGCGUUGGUUGCUUACGUACUGAUAUUCAUUCAAUGGUUGAUCGGGUGUGCCACGUUCUAUACUCCAGAGCUUGUGUUUGGUACGAUUGAUCGAGCCAAGUCCCUGUACAAAUAUCAUCGAAUUUCCGGCUAUAUUCUCACGGUCUAUCUGCUGGCUGUCAUCGCCGCUGCCACUUCAACAGCAUUCAACAAGAAUGCGUUGCAUAUCAAAUUGUGGGCUGUCAUUGUAGCCAGUGUCUUGGUGCUCGCUGGUGUUAUUCCACGGAUCAAAAAGCACAAACUGGGGUUUUAG
Rhinocladiella mackenziei CBS 650.93 is the source of this 723-nucleotide messenger RNA. RefSeq lists its product as uncharacterized. Lineage: Eukaryota; Fungi; Ascomycota; Eurotiomycetes; Chaetothyriales; Herpotrichiellaceae. Bases 1 to 723 code for a protein of 240 amino acids. Gene Ontology annotation, molecular function: transmembrane monodehydroascorbate reductase activity. The record is from RefSeq and is a predicted model, not a curated record. The transcript has 4 exons.